GUAGGCUACUACAGCUGUAACUCUAAGCUCACAUUUUACAGCUCUCAACAUUUGUAUUAGAAAAAACUAAAGAACAUGCUGUCCUGCUCGUUAUUUAUACCGCUGGCAUUGCUGCUCUCUGCUUGGCCAAUUGAUGGCUACGACAGCAGCUGGCAGUUGCAGUUGUACAACAUUAAGAACAGCAGCAGUUUGUCUGCCAGCGCCCACUGUCCAACGGGGCAGCAGUGGCCUUUCCUGCAGCUGCUGCUGCACAGUCUGCUGGCGUUGCCCGUCUACAAUGUGCUGCUGCUUGCAGUGGGUUGGCGUCUGCAUAAAAGCGCGCACCGCAGCGCGCUGCGCUUAGUAAGCGAGCUAAGACCAGCGGUGCCAAGUGCGCCACCUCUGCCGCCGCCGCGCUUGAAGCGUCGCUUAGCACCCAAGCCGCCGCCACGCCGUCAGCGUCAGCGACAGGAGCAAGCAGAGCAGUUUAGGCAUUUGCGUCGUGACUUGAAGCGUGUGCUGGAAGGACUGCAGCAACCUCUGCCAGCAUCAAUAGCGCAGCCACAGCCACAGCCGUCGCUAGAGCAAACAGCAGCAGCAGCAGCAACUAUCUUGCUGCCAAGCAAAUCCAAAGCUAAGCCACGCAAGCUGCUGCACGCGCUGUUCAAGCAGCUCAGCUCAGCCUUUGCCAAAGCCAGCAGCAGGCCUAGACUACGCGCAGAUACCGAGCUAACGCCCGUUAGCAGCUACAGCAUAUUUAAGCCUGUGCUGCAGCGGCUGCGACUGCGCGCCAUACACAGAUCGAAGUUCUAUGUGCCAUCCACAUCGAGUAGUUCGCUCAGCUCCGAAUGCAGUUCCACUUGCCUCUAUGCAUACUAAGCACAGCCGGCGCAUUGAGCACGCAAUGCAUGGACAUACCUUGAGCUCAAGCCGAGGGUGCCCAGGCGUUGCCAUUUCAAUGCGUUAGCUGUGAAGUGUUCAUAAGCGUUCACCUUGAUAAUUCUAAGAACACACAUCCGGCAGUGGGCUGGCAUACAAAAGAUUCAAGCGUCAAACGCUGCGGCGCUCCCAUCAAUCAUCGUAAUCUGACAAGCGACAACGCGCACUCGACUACCGGGUGAGCUUCAGUUAAGCAGCAGCUACUUGGAGCGCAGAUAUGUGGAGCGAAACUCUAAGAUACAGCGAAAGUGACUUCAUUGUCUCACACACACACAAAAAUAAGACAAUGCUCGGAAGCGCAACACUAAACUUAAUACCCUACUAUCAUUUGCUUAGCAUAUUUAUAUUUUCUGCUAAAUAAAACAU
Messenger RNA from Drosophila busckii, 1284 nucleotides. RefSeq lists its product as uncharacterized. The record is from RefSeq and is a predicted model, not a curated record. The transcript is spliced from 2 exons. The coding region runs from base 76 to 858 and encodes 260 amino acids. Lineage: Eukaryota; Metazoa; Arthropoda; Insecta; Diptera; Drosophilidae.